ACGAGGUCAAGCACAUUUAUUAACAAUGUCACGUUAACCGUGAAUGUACUUGCAUAUGAACAGGCGAACGUAGAAAAUAGUCGACAGAAUUAACAAGAAUCGGUGCACAUCGCCUCUCUUGCUUAACCAUUACUGGCUCAGUUCCAAUGUAAACAAUACUGUUACCAGUAUCAAUACAGGUACAGGGUACGUAUGCCUUACCUGUGGGUGGUGUUCAUACGACCUCGAGGACGUGCCUGGUCUUGGCUUGGACGCUAACAAGCGGUGGAUACUAGUGAGCAUUAGAGAUAGAGGGGCUGUAGACGCAGUUGCUGCUGUUGCACUACAUCACACCUUAUAUUACCAUAAGAUAAGCACGUGCAAUAUAAAGUCAUUGUAUUUAUGAGAGGUUUGCGGCGUUCAUCCGUACCAUUUGUAGCCUCGCUGCCUCUAUAAAAGCACUGAAACUUGAAGAAGAGCUCACAGCGUUACUUAACUCGACACAAAGUAUUAUCCCACGGUGACAGGACCACAGCUUUCAGAAGACAGAAAGAGUUAACAAGAUGUGGCCCUACUUAAUCGGAGUAACCUGUGUCCUGCUUGGGAUCUGGAUAUGGCAGCGCAAGGAGCGGUUCAAAUACUUCAAGAACAUGGGACUCGACGGUCCCCCGCCAAACCUACUACUGGGGAACUUAGGGGAAUACGGGGGCGGGAACAUUGCAGAGGGGAUCGCUAAACUCACAAAGAAAUACGGGAAAACUUACGGGAUUUUCGAGGGCCCGGUACCUUGCGUCAUCACCACGGACUUGGAGCUUCUGAAAGAGGUGUUUAUAAAGCGAUUUAGCUCAUUUCACGGAAGGAAGUUGUUUCCCGUUCAGCCGGACCCUGAGGACGCUCACGGCAUCAGUAUGGUUACGGCAGUAGGACCACGCUGGAAAAGACUGCGCAUGAUCACCAACCCCACCUUCUCCGUGUCCAAGAUGAAACAGAUGUCGCCACUCAUCAAUGAAGCCGUGACGUCAUUCUUAAAGACGUGUGAAGAGAAAGCUAAAGAGGGAAAACCCUUCGAUAUCUACAAAGAGUACCAAGGAUUGACGAUGGAAGUCAUUGCCUCAUGCGCGUUUGGACUUCAAAUCAACACAAUCCAAGACAAGGAGCAUCCGUUUCUUCUGGCCGGAAGAGAUUUCUUCAACAAACUUGGGAAGGAUUCGAUGAAAUUCUAUAUGAUGAUUCCUGCCAUAUUCCCUAUCCUGCGGCGGUUAUUUUACGCUAUGCUGUACAUGGCUCAGUGUUACAUGCCUAACGAACCGUCCGGUCGCUUACGAAAGUUCGCCAGGGAAACCAUCCAGUUAAGGAAAUCCGACCCAAAGUACCGAAGAAUGGACCUCCUCCAGCUGAUGAUCGACGCCACCCUGGCGGGUAACAAAGAACAAGUCAGCCGCUCCAACUCUAGUGAAAACGGUGAGCUCUCGUUUGGUGGCGCUAAGGAGCAGGAAGGGACCAACGGUCUAGCUGGUGUUGAUGGGGAGAUGAACGGCGUCCAGGGUACGGCGGGAGAUGUAGCUAAUGGCACUGGGAAUUUGAAGACCAGCCCGCAGAAGAGUGGAUUGUCUAAAGAGGAAAUCGUUGAACAGUGCCUCGUGUUUAUCAUAGCUGGUUACGAGACCACCAGUACGGCGCUCGGAUACUGCUCCCACGAACUAGCCUUGAACCCCGAAGUUCAGAAACGACUGCAGGCGGAAAUAGACGAACAACUUGGCGAUGAGGACCACAUCAAUUACGAGACUAUCCAGAAGCUGCCGUACCUGGAGAUGGUAUUCUGUGAAGCACUGCGGCUGCAUCCCAUAGCAACCACUUUCAUCAACCGCCGCUGUAUGGAGCCGUGUACGGUGAAUGGUCUCCAUAUUCCUGCUGGUCUCUCCGUGCAGGCAGACGUCCUGUCUAUACACGCUGACCCGGAAGUCUGGGGGCCCACUGACCCGGCUGUGUUUGAACCUGAACGUUUCAGCCCAGAAAACAAAGCCACCCGUCACCCCAUGGCAUGGCUCCCGUUCGGAGCAGGCCCCAGAAACUGCGUGGGCAUGAGGUUCGCCAUCUUGGAAGCUAAGAUCGCUCUGGCAAGAGUUCUGAAACACUUCACCAUCGAGCGCUGUGCCGAGACAGAGGUGCCGCUGAAGAAAGUAGAGCGCGCCACCACCGUCCCCAUGAAUGGAGUCACCGUGAAGCUGGUAAAAAGAGAGAUUUGAUUCGCUGAGAUAAUUUAUAUUUUUGAAACGAAGCAUUUGAUUUGAUAGCGGAGUUGGAAAUGUUGUGGGAAAAAGACAUGUCGUUGGAACGCAAAAAAGAGAGGUGCACUUUAUCUACUUUAUUGGCAGUGAUUUCAGUCUCUGUAAUAAUCGUGAAACAGGGAUUUUCAGUGGCUGAAUUAGUAAGGGACCAACAUGUCUGUCACUAUUUUUAUUUGAGGAAGUCACGUGAUGUAAAUGACGUGUAUUGACGUGGUUUGAAUUAUUAGAUGGAUAGAGAUCAAGAUUUAAGCACACUGCCAGAACGAGAAUCCUCAAAAUGCGCUAAUUCACUGUUUAUCAAUGUUCUGAACAAAGUACUUUUUGAUUUUUCGUUUAAUUAUUGUUAUUUAUUCAGGUAGGCUACUUCUUUAUUUUAUAUUGUAAUGAUGGAAAUUAAAUUUCAAAAUACCCCGUAUACUAGCAGAUAUUACUACAUACAUUCCUCUAACCGUAUAGUCUCUAUUGCCUGUAUUGUUUUGGUAGAAUAGUUAGCGUCGUUCUCGUGGAAUAUACUAUUGCACUAUUUGUGUACAGUCGUAUUAGUAUAUCAUUAAGUCAUUUAAUUAAAGCCUAGCUAUUAUGCUACUGCAUUAAAACACUCACUCACGCCGUUAUUACUGAUAUCACAUAAGCUAAUUUUUAUCCUCGUCACCCAACUGAGUGAAAAUAUCUGUACUUUUACCAUUAUGUAUCAAAAAUGUCUUAUAAAAUCUACACAUAUGGUAUUAAGGUGUACAAUUGUUGUGCUUAAUAUAAAUAGGACGUGUCUGAAUGUAUGUAAUACUCAGUAUAGCUGUAACGUUGGUUAUCUAACAUUGUAUUGUUUAUUAACACGUGGUUUGGCGAGUAAAAUAAAUU
Lingula anatina is the source of this 3125-nucleotide messenger RNA. Its product is annotated as cytochrome P450 3A11. The record is from RefSeq and is a predicted model, not a curated record. Gene Ontology annotation, molecular function: heme binding; steroid hydroxylase activity; iron ion binding. Lineage: Eukaryota; Metazoa; Brachiopoda; Lingulata; Lingulida; Lingulidae.